GUUCCCAGCAGUGAUAGGUGUGUCUACACCUGUUUGGAGGAAGAAACAACAGACAGGAGUGUAACUCAACACUGUAACAGCCUCAGGAAACACGGGCUGGUAGUUGCAAAAGAAAGAUACACUGGAUUCAGCAUUCAAUGGAAUACAUUAUUAUCUCUGCAUGCUAGCGCCACACCACAUCAGCUAGGUUACAUGCAUGUACGUGUACACAUAUGCAAAGACAGACGUUGAGUUUUGACCUAAUGUCAGAGCCUCCUAAAUGCUGCAUCUGUCUGGAUGAGUUCAGCAACCCUGCUUCCCUCCCCUGUGGACACAGCUUCUGCCUGGGUUGUAUAGGAGAAUACUGGAGGAUCCAUGGGGCCUGUCGGUGCCCCCUCUGCAAGGCCUUCUUCCUCACCAGGCCACAGCUCAAAACAGACAAAACAACACAGACUGAGGAUGCAACUGGGCCUUUAAAAGCCGGGGAAGUUCCCUGUGAUUUCUGCCCAGCGAAGUGUCGUGGAGCAGUCAAGUCCUGCCUGGUGUGCCUGGCCUCCUACUGUGACACUCAUCUGGAGCCGCAUUACCAGAGUGAAGAUCUUGGGCGCCAUCUUCUGAUCAACGUGGUGAAGAACCUGGAGGACUCUGUGUGUAGGGUGCAUGGGAAGCAACUAGACAGGUUCUGCAGGAGUGACCGAACAUGCAUUUGUAGUAUGUGUGCCCAGACAGAACAUAGAGGCCAUCACAUUAUUCCUAUUGACAAAGAAGCUACAAAAAAGAAGGUUAAACUAAAAUGGAGAAGGCUAAAACUUCAGCAAGCAAUUCAAGAGAGACUGAGUAAGGUUGAGAAAAUCAAGAUCUCUGUAGACCGCAGUGGAGAAAAUCCAAAAGAGGCAUGGGCACAAAAUAAAGAGCUCAUCAAACAGCUGGAAGAAGAAAUCUCCGAGCUGCAGAGGAAAAACGCUGAGCUGGAGCAGCUCUCACAGACUGAAGACAACCUCCACUUCCUACAGAGAUUUCUACACACUACUAUGUCGUAAAAACUGGACGGACGUUGACGAUUCACCUUCGAGAGCGAUGGAACAAAGAUUAUUUGCCUUUUUUUCU
Seriola aureovittata is the source of this 1086-nucleotide messenger RNA. Its product is annotated as E3 ubiquitin-protein ligase TRIM47-like. Gene Ontology annotation, molecular function: zinc ion binding. The transcript is spliced from 4 exons. Lineage: Eukaryota; Metazoa; Chordata; Actinopteri; Carangiformes; Carangidae. The record is from RefSeq and is a predicted model, not a curated record. The coding region runs from base 213 to 1019 and encodes 268 amino acids.